UGGUUUCCUGUCCACGCAGGAAAUAGCGUUCUUGUUUACCUUUUAGGAUCCAAGACAGAUGUCUUCCUUGCAAAUCCAUGGGUGACAGUUGCUAAAACAAUUAUGAAUAUUUAUUUUUUGGAAUUAUAGCUAAAAUACGUUUAUUUGUUUUGCCAUGGCUGCGAGUUUCUGCUGGUGCUACUUAUAUGUGCUAUUCCUGCUAUCUGCUCCUUCGUUCUUAUCCUGUCUGUUCGUCACGGGUGAACAGGUAGCGUUGGUGGAGGUUGUUCUGAGAGAACGACGAACCGUUAGCACCGUUUUACAAGGUGAGGUGAUCGAAGCAAGCUGGGGGAACACCGUCCUGGAAGAACAGAAACAAACGGAGCAUGUUUUAGAAGGAGAUUUAAGACUGGUGCAGGGUGACCAGCAGAAGGAAAGCCAGGAGGAAGAAGAUGAGGACGACCAGUCGAAAGAGCAGGAGCCGUGGAUAGGCGUGGUUCCCAUAAAGGUUGAGAAAAGCCAGGCUUCCACAGGGAAUCAGGAGUCAUUUGCUGCUGCUGUUGUCAACAAAAUGAAAAGAGCCUUGGUCCUUGGGGCCUCAGCACUCAUCAUCCUGGCCCUCAACCAGAACACAGUCAGAGAGAUGGAUCUCUCCCAGGUCAUCUCCAAACCAAUCAUUGUCAUCCAAACCUCUGAAAAUGUUACUAAGCUCAUCGGAGCCCUCCUCAGGGGUCUUCAGGCAACAGCCAAAAUAACAUACAAGACCAUUCUACAGGAUAAUCUGGGGGCCACCCUGACCCUGUGGUCCACCUGCGGUCGCUCCAGAGGGGGGAUCUACGGCGAGUGGCAGGGGGUCAUCUGUACAGGAGAGACCAACUCACAGGUCCAGAAGUACCUGCAGCAGCUGUGGAACACUGUCGUCCUGGUGGCCCUGCUGCUGUGCACAGGGGUCAUAGUUCAAGCUCGCUGGCAGUAUCAUGAAAACCAGCUCAACGACGAGUCCGAGUUGCUUCCUAAGCAGGACAUCCUGAAGAGGCUGUCGUCCCUGCAGACCAGGACGUACCGCCAGCCCAAGCCCUGGUGUGAGCCAGACCAGGCCGCAGAGAACGACCUCUGCGCCGUCUGCCUGGAGCCCUUCAACAACAACCAGUGUCUGCGCGUCCUGCCCUGCCUCCAUGAGUUCCACAGAGACUGUGUGGAUCCCUGGCUGCUGCUGCAGCACACCUGUCCUCUCUGUAAACACAGCAUCCUCAGUAGCCGCCGCAGAGACAGUUAACGCCAGCUAAGGUUUAGGACCGCCCACGCCGACCAAAAUACCAAUGAGAUCACGCCAUCUUGUCUUCAGACCUCACUUCCUCCUGCACUGGAUUGUGGGAACAGGGAACUCCACACGGCAGUUGGCUACCUGAUGGAACAGUGGUCUGGGUUGACCCCUGACCCACUCUGGGUUCAGCCAAUCCAGACACAGCUCCAUUGAAACUGUAAACUAUACUUGAUACUUAAUGUCAAAAGUACUGUUGUUGAAACAGUAUGGCGUCUUCCCAAGAUUUUGUUACUGUAUUGGCCCACAGGGGCUCUCGAAGGUGUGUUGGGUGUGUUGAAUAGUUCCCAAGUACCACAGACUCCCAUGGUUUUAAACAGGUCAUUUGAACCCAACGCAACACAAAGGAAAGACUAGGAAAAAUACCAGGAAACAUCGUUGCAUGGAUGUCAAACGUUACAGAAAUAGACGCAUUCUUGUACUCUUAAUAUAUGCAAUAAUCCAAAAGAAUAACAACAUUGAUCUAAAUGAAUGAACUGAAAAAUGUUAAAGGGUGUACUUGUAAUCUUGAAUUAACAAUUGCAUUAAUUGCCUUGAUUAACAAGCUACUAAUAUGAGCCUAGACAUGUUCCAACUGCAAGCAGACCAGAAAUGAGCUUACACUUAAAAUCACGAAGCAGUAAAUGUCUCCAGAAUAGCUGUCAGAGGGCUUUCGGCAGACAACCGAGGAGACCUGUGGCCUUCAGGGCUGGUCCUCAGUGGGUCCUGAGGACCAGGGCUGAAGGCCACUGGAGUAGACUGUGCCUGACUCCAGACAGGGCUGGAGAUGUUAGCUUUGAGACGAGCAGCAGAAGGUCAGACCCCCUGAAAACUAGGCAACCAGCCAAUGAUAAUGUGUCUGGGAAAGGUCGCCAGGAACCAAUAGGAUCACUUGAAUUACCGUCACUGCACCUACUCCAGUCGGUCGAUAAAACAGCACUUUGAGAGAGGAUUUAAGAGUAGAGCUUAGUAGUGACCUCGCGUGAACAUUGUUCCUGGUUAAGAGGGGUCAGCACCAACAUGUCUAACGGUGGUCCUCGGGAAGGCAGUUGGAAACCCACUUGCCCAGUUACCUCACACCUGAAAACCUGAAAGUAUUGUAUUUCUGUCCUGACAAGAAUACCCAAAUGAGAAACUGUAACUGUAUUUAUUUGUUUAUUGUGUUUUCCAUCUUUUUUUAAAGAUAACUUCAAAAAAGCAA
Hypomesus transpacificus is the source of this 2480-nucleotide messenger RNA. It is a transcript of the gene rnf215, whose product is annotated as ring finger protein 215. Gene Ontology annotation, biological process: ubiquitin-dependent protein catabolic process. The record is from RefSeq and is a predicted model, not a curated record. NCBI's taxonomy places the organism in Eukaryota, Metazoa, Chordata, Actinopteri, Osmeriformes, Osmeridae. The transcript has 10 exons. The coding region runs from base 155 to 1255 and encodes 366 amino acids. Gene Ontology annotation, molecular function: ubiquitin protein ligase activity.